AAAUUUGAAGCAAAUUCUUAUAAUUCUUUGUUGGUUAUAUAUUGUUAUGAUGCUUUCCCCCUUGUCAUUUUAUAUAUCAAUAUUGACUCAGGUAUUAGCACUUUGGCUAACAUGUCUCAUUACGAAGGGGAAGAGAUGGAUCAUGUUGCAGAUGAUAAUGAAAUGGCAGAAGGUGAUGACAUUAUGUAUUUGCGUGGUACAGAAAAUGGUGAUUCAGAUUCAGAUUCAGAUGAUGAAGAAUAUGAUAAUUUGGAGAAUAAAAUAGUAGAUACUGCAGCGGAUGCCAGGAGAGGGCAGGAUAUUCAAGGAAUUCCUUGGGAAAGAUUGAGCAUCUCUCGCGAGAAGUAUAGGCAAGCUAGAGUAGAACAGUAUAAGAACUAUGAAAAUGUUCCACAAUCAAGAGAAGGUUCAGUGAAGGAAUUCACACCAACCAAGAAAGGAGGAUUAUAUUAUGAGUUUUGGCGAAAUAAUAGAUCAGUAAAAUCAACAAUCCUUCAUUUCCAAUUGAGGAACUUGGUUUGGUCUACUUCAAGGCAUGAUGUGUAUCUUAUGUCAAACUUCUCUGUUAUUCACUGGUCUUCAUUGAGCACGAAAAAAAAGGAAGUUCUUGAUGUUUCUCGGCAUGUAGCCCCCCGUGAGAAACACCCUGGAAGUCUUCUGGAAGGAUUUACUCAGACCCAAGUUAGUACUCUGGCUAUAAGGGAUAAGUUAUUAAUUUCUUGAGGGUUUCAGGGUGAACUUAU
Humulus lupulus (European hop) is the source of this 743-nucleotide messenger RNA. RefSeq lists its product as uncharacterized. The record is from RefSeq and is a predicted model, not a curated record. The coding region runs from base 112 to 723 and encodes 203 amino acids. The transcript is spliced from 5 exons. Lineage: Eukaryota; Viridiplantae; Streptophyta; Magnoliopsida; Rosales; Cannabaceae.